Eurytemora carolleeae is the source of this 773-nucleotide messenger RNA. RefSeq lists its product as uncharacterized. The record is from RefSeq and is a predicted model, not a curated record. Bases 25 to 762 code for a protein of 245 amino acids. Lineage: Eukaryota; Metazoa; Arthropoda; Copepoda; Calanoida; Temoridae. The transcript has 7 exons.
UAUACUAAAUGAUUUCAGAUAAGGAUGAAGAUGAAAUUAAUUCUGUUGUUUAUAUCAAUGUUGGCUUGUACUUGUACACAAGCUAGAAGAGAGAAGAAUUGUGGGUUAACUUGCUACAGAUGGGGUAAAUGCAUGGGUCAGCUCGAUGGAACAAACAGACCUGGACAGCUGGGAGAUACUGGUAUUAUCGUACUCAAUACAUGCUCACCAAUCGAGAAAGGCUGUGACUGUUUAACCUUCCUCGAAGCUGAAAAGACAACAACAACAACAACAACAACAACAACAACAGCUGCCCCUGCUUCAGCUUAUGGAUCCUCUAGGAGUGGACUUUCCCGAGUUCGAAACCAUCUUAGGGUGCCAAGAAAACUGGAUCAAGAUCUUUACAAGGAAAUUGAAGAGAAGGCAUCUAUUGUUCAAACUAGAGAAGUGAGUUCUUUGAAACCAACCCGUCAAACCUAUAGACAGAGAACUGGAAUUAGAAGCAGCUUUGGACGCUCUUCCAGUUCUGGAAACAGCUACACCAGCUCUGCAAGCAGCUCCACCAGCUCUGAGAGCAGCCCUGUUAGCUCAGUGAGCUAUAGUACGUCUAGCUCUUCAAGUAAUAGUUCAUCCUACUCUACUAGCAGGAAGUCGAACAGAAAUGGAGAUGAAAGCUCUACCCCGAGUAUUCCUGCGACAACGAGUAAAUCAGCCAGAAUAUCUGCAGCCCGCAGAAACUUGUUCAAUAGUGAGAGAAGACGAUCUCUCAGAUUUAAACAUUAAACAGAUUUUGA